GACCCCACUCCGGAGAGCCUACUGACCGCCAGAACUGCAGGGGGCACACGAGGACAUUUGGCCAUGCCUUCACGCUGUUUACGAGGCUGGCCCAACCCUGACGCCUCAUCAGUACAAGCCAGGAGACUGGGUGUUCAUUAAGAGACACUGCCGGGAGACCCUCGAACCACGUUGGAAGGGCCCCUACGUCGUCGUGCUGACUACACCCACCGCUCUCAAGGUAGACGGUGUUGCAACUUGGAUCCACCACACCCACGCUCGCCCAGCCAACCCCUCUGCAAUCCGGGAGGACUUCAUCGCGCAAUGGAACAUCGAACACAAUCAGCACAACCCGCUCAAACUCAAGCUACGGUGCAUUCAACCCGCCUGAUGUUGGUAACUCUAUUGACCCUGUUCACUAUCGCCCAUACUGCCGGGAGUCCCCACACCCCCUACAAUCUUACCUGGCAGAUCAUAGACACCAGCUCGGGGACAGUACUUAAUCAGACUUCCCAGAUUCACCUUAAGAACACUUGGUACCCGGACCUUUACAUAGAUUUGCUAGACCUCGUCCGCAUUUCAUGGGACUCUAGUUUCACCCGGGUCUACCAUUUCUAUGUCUGUCCUGGGCACUCACGGACUCCGCGGGGGCGCACCCGGGACCCAUGCGGAGGAGCAGAGGACUACUUCUGCGCCUCCUGGUCAUGUGUCUCUACUGGACACAUCUGGUGGACUCCCCCCAAAACCAAUGACCUGAUAACCAUGGCUCGGCCGGCAGCGCCGGCCUGUCAGAAAUCUAGCAAGGGUCUCCACACCCCAUGCAACCCUGUGCGGAUAUCCUUCACGGAACAGGGAAAGAAAGCAACAGGAUGGAACUCUGGUAAAAACUGGGGAAUUCGCCUCUAUGAUAAGAUUAGACUCGGGGCUAUGGACCAUGGAGGAUUAUUUACCCUUUGAGUACAGGCAGCACCCCCUCACCAACAGACUCCAGCAGGAGUGGGGCCUAACCAAGUGUUGGCCCCCCCCACCUGUCCCUACCCAGGAGUCCCCACCCAAGAGCACCCGGG
Molecule: messenger RNA, 1046 nt
Organism: Myotis daubentonii (Daubenton's bat)
Lineage: Eukaryota; Metazoa; Chordata; Mammalia; Chiroptera; Vespertilionidae
Product: MLV-related proviral Env polyprotein-like
Exons: 2
Coding region: 304-936 (210 amino acids)
Source: RefSeq, a predicted model, not a curated record